Molecule: messenger RNA, 1005 nt
Organism: Colletotrichum siamense
Lineage: Eukaryota; Fungi; Ascomycota; Sordariomycetes; Glomerellales; Glomerellaceae
Gene: srp2
Product: Pre-mRNA-splicing factor srp2
Exons: 8
Coding region: 1-1005 (334 amino acids)
Cellular component (GO): cytoplasm; nucleus; ribonucleoprotein complex
Molecular function (GO): mRNA binding
Source: RefSeq, a predicted model, not a curated record
AUGACCGAAGUAUCGUCUACCAGGUUGUACCUGGGGAAUCUCCCGCGAACUGCUACCAAAGCAGACGUCGAAGCACACUUCGCCACCCAUGGCACCGGCGAAAUAACUGAAAUCAAACUCAUGAACGGCUUCGGCUUCAUUGAAUACAAAGAUGCCAUGGAUGCCCGUGAUGUAGUCCCAGCUUUCCAUGGAUCCGAUUUUAUGGGCGAACGCUUGACAGUGCAAUUUGCCCGUGGAACCCGGCAUCGGGAGGGCGGUAAUGGCGGCGGCUUUAACAACGAGCGCGCUCCUCCAAGGCCUCGCCGUACUCCCCAUCGGAUGCAGAUCACGGGACUUCCCACCGAUACCAGUUGGCAGGAUCUCAAAGAUUUUGCCCGUCAAUCGAGUCUCGAUGUCGUCUAUUCUGAGACCGGCCGCGACGGCAAUGGUCGAGGAUUCGUUGAAUUUGAGACCGCAGCCGACCUGAGAACUGCGGUCGAGAAGCUUGACGGCCGAGAAUUCAAAGGAAAUCGUGUCACCUGUGUUGCCGACCUGACGCACUUCAUCAGACCCAACCCGAUAUGCCUCCUCGCGACAUCCGCGGCGCGCGCUCACGUUCUCCUGGCGGACGUCGCCCUUACCCGCCUCCGAUGGACGACUACGAUAGGCGCGGCCCUCCACGAGGUUACAGUCCGCGCAGAGAUGGAUAUCGUGACGGCUAUCGUGAGCGCAGCCCUCGUCGAGAGUACUAUGAUGAUCGCGCUCGAUACCGAUCCCCUCCUCGCCGCCCUAUGGAUGAUUACCCUCCACCGCGAGGCCGCUAUGACGACCCCUACCGUCGAGACUAUCCUCCGCCACCCGAUCCCUAUGCCAAUGGUAGACCCUACGACCGUCCUCCGAGAGACUUCCCUCCUCGAGAUGGGGCGUACCCUCGUGAUGGGUACCCUCGCGAGUAUGACCGUGGUGGCCGUUACUGAUCCUGGAGGCGCCCAAAACAUGUUACAGUACAGAGACCGCAUCCUCUAG